Molecule: messenger RNA, 342 nt
Organism: Adineta steineri
Lineage: Eukaryota; Metazoa; Rotifera; Eurotatoria; Adinetida; Adinetidae
Source: the annotation of a GenBank genome assembly
AUGGAAAAACUUAAUGAUUCUCAUAUAUUUUAUCCAUUGGAUUUACAAAUAUUUCAUCAACAAUACUGUGAACAACGACAACAACAUAAGAAGUCUUCAGAACCACAGUUAACUCUGGAUCAUCAAUUACAUGUUAUGGCAUUGGACGAAUUUGAUUCUAUUAUAGAAGAUCUUAAUCACGAUGUUCAACAUGAAGAUACAUCUAAAGAUGAGAAGACAAAUGACAAAGAAGCAGAAGAAGAAGAAGACGAAGAAUAUCAAAAAGCAAAAUGGAAUCAAUUGCUUAAAAGUUAUCAACAACAUCUUCAAUUAUUAGAACAAUGGAAGAAUAUUCAUACAUAA